This is a messenger RNA of Daldinia loculata, 745 nucleotides long. Its product is annotated as DNA-directed RNA polymerase II subunit RPB11. NCBI's taxonomy places the organism in Eukaryota, Fungi, Ascomycota, Sordariomycetes, Xylariales, Hypoxylaceae. Gene Ontology annotation, cellular component: RNA polymerase II, core complex. Gene Ontology annotation, molecular function: protein dimerization activity. Gene Ontology annotation, biological process: transcription by RNA polymerase II. The record is from RefSeq and is a predicted model, not a curated record. The coding region runs from base 216 to 620 and encodes 134 amino acids. The transcript has 4 exons.
UGCAUUCAUUCAUGACUUGAACUUUACAAUCUUCAAUACGUUUCUUGCCUUAGAUUCUAUUUCAAGUCUUGAUUGCACCUUGAAUCUGUUCUGUAUAGCACGAGAAUUCACAAUACUCCUGUUCGCCGCAUCAAUAAACACCAGCAACGAUUAUACGUCUUUAAGUGAAGCCUACUCGCAGUUCUUUCUAUCCCGUUUGAUAGAUAACCGCCAAGAUGAACGCGCCAGAUCGUUUCGAGCUGUUCCUCCUCAACGAGGCAUUGGACGAGAAGAAGAUCACCGAGAAGCCUUUUGCUGGAAUGUCAAACACCUCGGAUUUCAUCAUUCUCAAGGAAGACCACACCAUUGGCAACCUGCUUGCUGAGCACUUCAAGCAGCACCCUCACGUGAUGAUGGCUGGCUACAAAGUUGCCCAUCCCAACGUCCCCGAGGUCUUGAUCCGUCUUCAGACCGACGGCACAGUCACUCCCCGCGAGGUGUUCGUAGACGUGUGCAAGCAGCUUGUAGCUUCCCUCGGACAGCUCGCUCAGAACUUCACCCGAGAGUACGAGCUCCGCCGCAUGGCCACUGCGGGAGAGCAGGACAACAAUUCGGGCGGUGGUGCCAACGGCAGGCCUUAAGCGUUCUAUUACGGCGGCAUACAUUCUCAUGAUGCAUAAUGGACGGGGUUUGGUCGGAUACCAGGCGUUACGGUUUUGCUUUCAUUUCAACUCAUGUAAAAAGGUAGUUUGCAGUGUUCUAGGGA